UAUCCCCCACAACUGGUUCGUCUAGCUUGCUGGAUCUCACCUUCCCCAAUCCACCAGUCGAGAGUGCUUCACAAAGCUGGUGCUUACAACUUUUCUUCCAACCACCAGCUUCACACUUCCUGCAUCUGCAAAUCCCAGGAUUCCUGCACUGUGCCUGGCUUGUCAUCGGCCUCUCGUGUGUGACACUACUCGCAAGCUCGACUCGGGAAAUUCCAUAAGUCCCCGUGUGCCAACGUCUGACGUGAGCGGCUCACAUCAGCGUUAUCAUGGCCUCCGAGCUUGAUCAGUCCCUCGACGAUAUCAUCAAGUCUAAGAAGUCUUCCGGUCGUGGCGGAGGCAGAGGGGGACGCGGAUCCGGAUCUGGUAGGGGCUAUGGUCCCGUUCGCAGAUCCGGACGAGGCGGUUUUCGACCAACACCAUAUGGCCAGCCUGCUGCCGCCUGGCAACACGACAUGUACGAUGCUGACGCAGUUGCAGUUCCAGCAGCCGGUCGCGCCGCAGGGCAAGGCAUCGAGACAGGAACGAAGCUCUAUGUGUCGAACCUCGACUAUGGCGUGUCGAACGAUGACGUUAAGGAGCUUUUCUCGGAGAUUGGAGAGCUCAAGCGCUUCUCGGUUCAUUAUGACAGAAGUGGGCGAUCCAAGGGUACAGCCGAGGUUGUGUUCGCACGGAAAGCAGAUGCUUUGGCAGCCAUGACUCGGUACAACAACGUUCAGCUUGACGGGAAGCCUAUGAAGAUUGAGCUGAUUGGUUCCACUGUGGCUCCAGCUGUUCCGCCUGUCGCGAGGGUAGCAGUUGCACCAGCUAUUGUUGCGCCGUUCGGCUUUCCUGCUGGGGGUGGUUUCGGAGGACGUGGGCGAGGUGGACGUGGAGGGGGACGAGGGAGGGGAAGAGGGAGAGGGAGAGGGAGAAAGUCUGAGGCUCCCAAGACCCAAGAGGAGCUUGAUGCUGAGCUUGACCAGUACAACGCCAAGAGGGACACCAUGCAGUCGUGAGCGUCAUGAUUUGUUAGGUUCUCGGCCAGCCAGUACCGUUUUCUGUCUGUAUUCCCACGUUAGGUGUUAGGCUGAUCGCCGGGCUCUCGUUGGAGAACUAGGGUUUUGUGACAGGACAAUAUGGUCAUUGCCAGGGUUUGACACACUGACCUCAAUUUUCAUGUCUACUAUUACCAUUUAUUAGGAAGGACUAAAAUAGCUGGGUGAAGUGCCCUGAUUGCCCUGAUUUCAGGGUCUUAUGCGGUAGGUAUUUGAAAUCAGAC
Messenger RNA from Closterium sp. NIES-67, 1258 nucleotides. The record is from the annotation of a GenBank genome assembly. NCBI's taxonomy places the organism in Eukaryota, Viridiplantae, Streptophyta, Zygnematophyceae, Desmidiales, Closteriaceae.